Dacryopinax primogenitus is the source of this 1878-nucleotide messenger RNA. RefSeq names its product phytoene desaturase. The record is from RefSeq and is a predicted model, not a curated record. The coding region runs from base 1 to 1878 and encodes 625 amino acids. The transcript is spliced from 6 exons. Lineage: Eukaryota; Fungi; Basidiomycota; Dacrymycetes; Dacrymycetales; Dacrymycetaceae. Gene Ontology annotation, molecular function: oxidoreductase activity. Gene Ontology annotation, biological process: carotenoid biosynthetic process.
AUGUCCCAGCCCAAACGAGUCCUCAUCAUCGGCGCCGGCGUAGGAGGAUGCGCGACCGCAGCACGCCUCGCCCUCGCAGGGCUGGAAGUGACAGUGCUCGAGAAGAACGAGUUUACAGGUGGGAGGUGUUCGUUGAUCUAUCAUGGGGAGCACAGGUUCGACCGCGGCCCCUCGCUCCUCCUCCUCCCUCCCCUCUUCCACCAAACCUUCACCGACCUCCACACAACCCUCGAAGCCGAGGGCGUCGAGCUCCGGAAAUGCGAGUUGAACUAUGCGGUGCAUUUUGGGGAUGGGGAACGGGUGAGCAUGGGCAGCGAUUUGGGGGGGAUGAAGUUGGAGAUUGAGAGGUUUGAGGGUGAGGGGGGGUUUUAUCGGUACCUCGGUUUCCUCAGAGAAGCGCACAAGCACUACGAGCUCUCGGUCAAGCAUGUCCUCAACCUCGACUUCCCUUCCUUGCUAUCGAUGUUCCGGCCCGCCUUCCUCAGGCACAUCUUCGAGCUUCAUCCGUUCGAGUCUGUCUACGCUAGGGCCUGUAGGUACUUUACCACUGAGCGCAUGAGGCGGCUUUUCACGUUCGCGUCGAUGUACAUGGGGAUGAGCCCCUUCGAAGCCCCCGGCAUCUACUCCCUGCUACAAUACACCGAGCUCGCGCAAGGUAUCUGGUACCCCAUAGGCGGGUUUCACAAGAUCGUCUCCGCCCUCAUAGGCAUCGCGGAGCGGCACGGCGCCGUCUUCCGCCUCUCUACACCGGUGGAACGGAUCCUCCUCUCGGCGGACGGCAGGCGCGCAGUGGGGGUGCGCACUGCUGCCGGGGAAGAACUGUUCGCCGACGUGCUGGUGGUCAACGCCGACCUUGUAUGGGCUUACGAGCACCUUCUCCCCCCAACAGCGUACAGCGCCUCGUUGGGCAAACGGAACGCCUCAUGCAGCAGCCUAAGCUUCUACUGGUCUCUAUCGCAGAAAGCCCCCCAGCUACAGACACACAACGUCUUCCUGGCAAACGACUUCCAGCAGUCGUUCGAUAGCAUCUUUAAGCAUAAUUCCCUGCCUAGGGAACCGAGUUUCUACAUCCACGUCCCUUCCCGGCUGGACCCCUCAGCUGCGCCAGAGGGAGGGGACAGCGUGGUCGUUCUUGUCCCUACUGGUCAUCUGAAGCCGCACCCGCACCCGCAGGUGGGGCUGGGAAAAGGACUCCUGGAUUUAGCUAGGGGGGAGUGGGACGAGCCGGAGACGGUGGGUGAACAGGUUGAGAGAGCGAGGAGGGAGGUGAUCACCAGGCUGGAACGGGCGGGGAUGGAGGGGUUUGGAGAAUGGAUUACCCAUGAGGAGGUCGCUACUCCUCUUACCUGGAAACAAACGUUCAACCUAGACAAAGGGGCUAUCCUAGGCCUCGCCCACGAUUUCCUGAACGUACUCUCCUUCCGUCCCCGGAUAAAGCAUCCUACGAUCCAAGGGUGUUAUUUCGUAGGCGCCAGUACGCAUCCAGGGACGGGAGUGCCGAUCAUUCUUGCGGGAGCGAGGCUGACGGCUACGAAUGUGUUAAGGGAUUUGGGCUUGGGGGUGCCUCGGGCUGAGGGGGAGGGGCAGGGGGAGGGAAAGGGAAAGACGAAGCCGAAGAAAGAGAAAGAGCUGGACAUGAGGCUCAAGCUCAAACGCGACUGGGACACACUUUCCCUUCUCCAACUCCUCUUCUUCCUCUUCCUCACUUGGACGCUCUCCCGCCACCUGUCCACUCUUGACCAACUACAGGAAGUCACCGCUUGGUUGCAGGGGACAUACGGGGCCGUUCUGGCCAGAGUGGGGAACGGGACUGCUUACUUUGACAGGAGGGUUUCGGCCGUGUUUACGAGCCGUACUUUGCGCGGGGCGAUGUAUUAG